AUGAUCAAUCCACAACAACAUCAACCUCAAGCACCAGAAGCUAUCAUACCAGAGAUUUAUGAUAGUGAUUAUAUAAAUUUAAAUUUAAGAUCAAAGAAUAAUUGUCGAAUUUUAAUAUCAUCAUUGGGUGGAUGUGUAGCAGGGUUAUUAGGAUUGACCAAUUUAUGGGGUUUUGUUUUCUUUGUAUUUGUUCAUUUUCUAUUUUGCGCACUCUAUAGUAUUUCACAUAAAUCUUUAAUUAAUUAUUUUGUUAAUCCAAAAACAAUGUGGUAUGAAAUUACCUCUGGUAUGAUGUCUUUUGUAUUAUUUUGGACAUUCUUUUCAAAUAUAUUAUAG
Molecule: messenger RNA, 336 nt
Organism: Cavenderia fasciculata
Lineage: Eukaryota; Evosea; Eumycetozoa; Acytosteliales; Cavenderiaceae
Gene: tmem93
Exons: 3
Coding region: 1-336 (111 amino acids)
Biological process (GO): autophagosome assembly; protein folding in endoplasmic reticulum
Cellular component (GO): membrane; endoplasmic reticulum; EMC complex
Source: RefSeq, a predicted model, not a curated record